Dictyostelium purpureum is the source of this 684-nucleotide messenger RNA. RefSeq lists its product as uncharacterized. Gene Ontology annotation, molecular function: actin binding. The transcript has 2 exons. The coding region runs from base 1 to 684 and encodes 227 amino acids. The record is from RefSeq and is a predicted model, not a curated record. Gene Ontology annotation, biological process: cytoskeleton organization. Lineage: Eukaryota; Evosea; Eumycetozoa; Dictyosteliales; Dictyosteliaceae.
AUGUCACAGGAACUUUUAUAUAUUAAAGAGUUAGCCAGAAUUACACAAGAAGCUGCUUUAAUCAGAAAAGAAUUAGAGUCAAUUAGAGCCGAAGCUAAUAAGGUUCAAUCAGCACCAAAAACUACCACCCCAACACCAACACCAACACCAGCACCAACUGUUGCAGCAACACCAAAACCAGUUACCCCAACACCAGCACCAACCACCACCACCCCAACACCAAAACCAGUUACUCCAACACCAGCAGCUACAAAACCAACACCAGCACCAUCGACAGUUAACAACACUGCUGCUCCAACCAAAACAGUUCAAGAAAGAUUAAAUACCGUUUCAUCAGUUGAUAAAGUUGUCACAACACCUGCUGGUUUCAAAGCUGGUUCCUCAACAACCCCAGCCACAUCCGCACCAGUUGCCACUAAAACUCCAGCUUCAUUCAACUCACCAGCUAAACCAGCUACCACACCAGCUGCUUCAGCUUCACCAUCUUCAAACCCACAAAUUAAAACUAUCGUUGAUGCAGUUAAAGCUAAAUCAAAAGUUGAUAAAACAAUGGACCCAACCAAACUUGAAAAUUACUUAACUGAAGAAGAUUUCAAGGUUGUAUUUGGAACAAGCAAAGAUGAGUUUGCUAAAUUACCAAAAUGGAAGCAAGAUGGAAAAAAGAAAGAAACUGGUAUUUAUUAA